AUGCAAUUCUUCACUCUCCUCGCGAGUAUAAUUCCCCUCUCCGUAGCCUCCCGGCUUGCCAUCUCCAUCCCCGCAUCCGCCCAGAUCCCCCAACCCGCCAGCCUCUCCUCAUCAACCUACGCCAUCCUACAUUCCUCCGGCCCCUCGCUCACCGCGCCGCUCACCAGCCGCAACACCUUCGAAUUCGGAAGCCUCGAGCCCGGGUCAUAUCUCCUAUCCGUGUAUUGUCGCGACUAUGCGUUCGAGCCGCUGAGGGUGGAUGUGAGUGGAGAAGCGGACGAGGAGACAGUCCAGGUGUGGCAGACGUUCCGCGGAAACGCGUGGGAUAACAAAGGGGAGUUGAGGGGCGCGGGGAAGGAUGUGACGGUGGAUAUCAGGGCGUUGGGGUCGAAUGAGUACUAUCAGAGCCGUGGUGGAUUUUCUCUGUUAUCAUUCUUCAAGAACCCGAUGAUCUUGAUGUCAUUGUUCUCGCUUCUCGUCAUCGGCGGGCUCCCGUGGAUUAUGAACAACAUGGAUCCCGAGACGAAAGCCGAAUUCGAAGCAAUGCAGAAGCAGCGACGCGAAAAGCCUGCUAGCUCACCAUCUGAUACUGCAUCGCAAAUUCAAAAUUUCGACAUGGCCGGUUGGUUGGCUGGUUCGUCAAAGGACAAACGAGGUUGA
Molecule: messenger RNA, 660 nt
Organism: Eremomyces bilateralis CBS 781.70
Lineage: Eukaryota; Fungi; Ascomycota; Dothideomycetes; Eremomycetales; Eremomycetaceae
Exons: 3
Coding region: 1-660 (219 amino acids)
Cellular component (GO): EMC complex
Source: RefSeq, a predicted model, not a curated record